This is a messenger RNA of Anisakis simplex (herring worm), 1173 nucleotides long. The record is from the annotation of a GenBank genome assembly. Lineage: Eukaryota; Metazoa; Nematoda; Chromadorea; Rhabditida; Anisakidae.
AUGUCGUCACAACCCCUCACCGACAAACCCAAACCACUCAGCGGUCGUAUCGCAAUUGUGACCGGUGCAUCACGUGGAAUCGGCAAAGGUAUCGCUGUUCAGCUCGGUGAAGCCGGUGCAAAGGUCUACAUUACAGGCCGUGAACCGUCAAAAUCCUACGCGGCUCAACAAGAGGGUCUUCCAUCGUUGAAUGACACAGCUGAGGAAAUCAAGAACCGUGGUGGUGAGGCAGUUCUGGUCUAUUGCGAUCAUUCGAAUCCAGAUGACGUUAAGAAGUUAUUUGACAAAGUUGCGUCAGAAUGCGAUCAGAAACUCGAUAUUCUUGUCAAUUGCGCUUUCUCCGGAGCACCGAGUAUUUUGGAAGGCGCAGGCAAGAAGUUUUAUGAUUUUGAUCCACUUGUAUGGGAUGAAGUGAAUAACGUUGGUUUGCGUAAUGUGUACAUCUGUUGUGUUUAUGCGGCACGCUUGAUGGUGCCUCAGAAAAGAGGUCUCAUCGUGAACAUAAGCUCAACUGGCGGUCUUCAUUACUUCUUCAAUGUCGUCUACGGAGUUGGAAAAGCCGGGAUGGACCGAAUGGCCACUGAUAUGGCCGUUGAGUUGAAAUCCGAUGGAAUUUGUUCAGUAUCGCUUUGGCCAGGUGCCGUCAAGACUGAGCUGUUCAAAAAAAUGGUUGAUUCGGGCAAAUUGUCUGAACUGAGUGGUAUGGAAAUCAAGCAGACGUUAGCAGUCAUCACUUUAGUAAGCACCCAUCAACUGAUCAUAAUAGAAGUGCCUCUGUAUGGUGUCAUGAUGAGUUCAUCCAGUUCGAUUUCGUGCAUCUUAUCAGAGUUUUUGUUUUGUAAUUUCCGUCGUAUUACGAUUAUUAUGGUAGUGAAUGUUGAGGAUCUCGCUGAACGGUUUUACAAAAAUGCUGAAACACCGGAAUUUGUGGGACGUGGUGUGGUUGCGUUGGCAUGCGAUGAGAAUGUGAUGAAGAAAAGCGGUCGUAUUCUUUUAACGUCGGAUUUGGGACAAGAAUACGGCUUUGUUGAUAUCGAUGGCAAUACACCAUCGCAUAUACGCAGUAUCAGUGGUGCGCUAGAUUUGGCCGGAUGGAGUCGUCUAGCGAAAUUCGUGCCAAAGUUUCUACGAUUUCCAUACUGGGCACUUCAUAUGUCCUCAAAUAAAUUCUAA